Molecule: messenger RNA, 1043 nt
Organism: Punica granatum (pomegranate)
Lineage: Eukaryota; Viridiplantae; Streptophyta; Magnoliopsida; Myrtales; Lythraceae
Source: RefSeq, a predicted model, not a curated record
CCUUUCUUCUUUUUCCCCCAGACAGUUGAUCCAGAGGUAGUUUAUGAAGCUCACAAGGACUUAAGGCUUGGGCUUCGGGUGAUUUGAACGAAUUUGGAGCGCUCAUCUCAGCUUCGGGUCUGAGUUCCAUUCAGAACUACGAAUGUGGUGCCGAGCCACUGAUACAGCUGUACGAGAUUCUUUUGAAAGCUCCGGGCAUACAUGGGGCUCGGUUCAGCAGGGCCGGAUUCAGAGGGUGCUGCCUCGCAUUUGUAGAAUCCGAGAGAGCAGUUGAAGCUGUGUCAUUCAUAAAGAAGGAGUAUUCCAAGUGCCAGCCCAAUUUGUCAGGCCAUCUGAACCCAGACACUACAGUACUAAUUUGUGAAGCUGGUGAUUGUGCUCGGGAGAUAAGGUUCGGAGAUCAAAAUCGAUGCGUGCUGUAUUCAUUGAUGAUGGGGAGGUGCUCUGUUUUUGCAGGGAGGAAUUGUUUCUGCAAUGACUAUUAACAAAGGAAUACUUCUCGGGUUUGUUCCAUCUGCUGAUGGCGAGGUUUAUCUCCGUUUGGAACAGUUCAAAGGAGAAGUUAAGUUCAGGGUCGAUGAAAUUCGGCGCCCAAAAAAUUCCAGAGAAGCAAGCAGAAAGAACCGCUUGAAUUGUUCGUCCACAGCAAAAGAAGAAUGGUGUUGGGGAAAUUAUGCUAGGGGAGCCCAAUAUGCGCUGCAAAGUAGGGGAAAUGUCCUUUCUCGGGUUGGAAUCGCCUAUCUGCUGGCUUUUGAGAGUGCAAAUAACUUGUCCAUUUCUCCCACAGAAAACAUUGAGUAUGACAGGCUUAUUGAGAAUGAGUAUUUGGGUCUCAGAAAUGGUAUACUCGAUCAGUCUGCCAUAUUGCUUUCAAGCCAUGGUUGUCUCACUUAUAUGAAUUGCAAGGCUUGAAGCAAAGCCUUAACUACUAACCCUGGAUAUAAUCGCCGUGUUGAAGAAUGCAGAGAGGCUGCAAGACUUCUUCUGCUAAACCCCCAGCAGAGCUCGAGAUUUUCCUUUCGGAAGAACAGCCGAAACCCUAG